Molecule: messenger RNA, 483 nt
Organism: Aspergillus tanneri
Lineage: Eukaryota; Fungi; Ascomycota; Eurotiomycetes; Eurotiales; Aspergillaceae
Exons: 3
Coding region: 1-483 (160 amino acids)
Source: RefSeq, a predicted model, not a curated record
AUGGCUUCUCGUCGCAGGAGAAAGAGGGCUGCGUACUGCGCCAGCCGGAGAAGGGCUUCUCCAGAUAUCUGGACACAACUAGGCGUGUUGGUCACCGAGGAGCGCAGAAAUGAGAUCACCAAUAACAUAAUACUGGAACUGUAUUAUCAGAAUUUUCUUCAUAAAGAUCUUCGAUACAAGGCGACGCAGAAACAGGUCCACACUAUCAUCAGGAAUCAGGUUAGGCUACGUUAUAGUGAGUUCCAAGGCCUACUGCAGCAAAGGCCAGAAGAAACAGUGGCUCUCUUUCGACGGUUGGUGGGGGAUACCGAAGAAAUACCCGAAACCUCCAACAACGCGGAUGCUACUACCAAAACUCCCGCUACUCCAGAAAGGUGUGUCGUUGUUGAAAACCCCCCAGUUAAGCGUGAAUCCAAUUCCAGCGAAGAGAGAGCGGCGGAGGCCAUAAUAGAUUUGGAGUCUGAAACAUCGGACGGCAUCUAG